GCGGCGCCGCCGCCAUCUUGCGCGGCGCGGGCAGCGCUGAGGAAAGGGCCGGGCUGGGCCGGGGCCUGCGCGCCGCGCCGCCGCCCGCGCCAUGCUGCGCGCCCUGCGGCGCCGCUGGGACUCCUACAAGUACCGCUUCGUGCCCUGGGUCGCGCUCAACCUCCGCCGCAAGCGCAGGACCCUCCGAUAUGUUCCAGAAAACUCCCAAGACAAAAUUAUCACCGAUGAAGAUGUCUUUGCAACACUACUGAAAGUAUUUAAAGCUCUGUUCAUAAAUGACUUAAGUAGACAAACACGUAUCUUGGCCUUACUUCCUGAAAUUAAAUGUAAAUAUCUGGAACUACUGACUGUUGAGCUGGAGCGAUCAAAAGUAAAUUCAUGUAACCCUCAGAGUCAACGUGUGUUUAGUCCCGAGGAAGUUCUGUUUAAUACACUAGGGUUCAGUAUUACUCGAGACCAAAGUUCACUGGUUUCUGCUGGAACUGGAGUCUUUGUUACCAAAGGUUUUGUGCCAAAAGGGACCGUUGUGUCUAUGUAUCCUGGUACAGUAUACAGGAAGUAUGAACCCAUCUUUUUCCAGUCCCUUGGCAAUCCUUUUAUUUUUAGGUGCAUAGAUGGUGUUCUUAUUGAUGGGAAUGACAAAGGACUAUCUAGAGCAGUGUACAGGUCUUGCAGCAGGAGAGAUCAGCUUGGCCCAUUUCAAAUGAGUGAUGUGAGCUGGCUCACAGCUACCCUGCAAAACCCACUGGCGGUGGGACAGUACAUUAACAACUGCUCACAUGGAAAAGCAGCCAAUGUCUGCUAUCAGGAGUUUGAUGUGCCAGGAUCUUUUCCUGUAGAACUGAAACAGUAUCUUCCAAACAUCGUCUACAGCCAUGACAUACAGAGCCAACUGAGGUGUGUAGUGCUGGUUACUCUCAGAGACAUCAAGCAAGGAGAAGAACUUUUUUCCAAUUACUUCACUGUUAUCAACUGAAUUAGUAGGUUGAGGGACUGAAGAAAUCUGUUUUAUUAAAAUAAAUUAACUGUGUAUGUACUUCAGGCUUCAUGAGCGUCUUUGUAUAAUGGAGAGCUGUGCUUUGCCGCGAGCUGCAGCUCAGAGUAGAUGGUGAUCUCCAGUCCACUAAAGAGGACACCAAUCCUCCACGGCUCAGAAGGUCCCUUCUCUCCAGAGCCUUUUUCCCCUAGCUCCUUCUGGGAGGAAGAUACUGGACAUCUCUUGAUUUCUGAAAAGAAGAAUGGUUGUCAGGAUGCCUGCAAUGUUGCUUAGCUCAAGAAGGUAACAAAGCAAUAGAAGUUACAGUGGCUUUUGUUUUGCUUAUAUAUUGGUCAAAGUUUAUGGGGAGGUGGGGAAUACUAGUUUCAGUCUGUGAGAAAGGCCCAGUUCUAUUGUCAUUUCUCUAGGCUGAGAUGCUGUCCUGCAAAGGCAUGGAUUGCUAUAGCUGUCACCCUUAUGCACUUGUUAAUCACUUUUAAGUGACCAGAUUUGAAAGUAUACUCCUCCUAUUUGAUAAUUGUGGUACCUACAUUUACAAAUAAUUUCUUAAGCAUAAUUUGCUUUACUGCAGUUGUGCUCUCUUGUAUGUGAAUGCUGCACAAUAGUGGAUGAUUACAAUGCUGAAAUGCAGGCUGCAUAUCGCUAGCAAGACACAUGGCACUGGUUUCUCCUUGCUGAAAUACUGAAGCCCAAUAGCCUGCCUUAGGGACUGAUCCAAUAUGAAAGAAAGCAAGACUUGGCCUACAACUGGCAACAGCAGUUGAUUUCUGUCUAUUGAUGGCAAUAGAAAUCCAAAAGCUGAUAGGAGGAAGAUAUGCAAUCAGGUGGUACUUCCAAAUAGCACAAAGGAACUGGAACUGCACAGAAGAAAGAUCAAUAAAGUAUCUGUCUUGAAGGAUGAUUUGCUUGACAAUUUUCAUUGUAACUCCCUACAAAUGCAAACUGACUGAGCUAAUUUCACCUCUGUAUGCCUGUACACUUAAUAGUAGACAAGGGAAAGAGAGAUAAUGGAGCUACUGGGGUGAUUCCGGCGAAGGGCCACUGAGUUGAUUAAGGGACUGGAGUGUCUCAUAUAAGGAAAGGCUGCAGGAGCUGGGCCUGUUUAGUUUGGAGAAGAGAAGACUGAGGGGGGAAUCUUACCAAUGUGUAUAAAUAUCUGACAGGAAACUGUAAAGAGGAUGGGGCCAGACUCUUCAGUGGUGCUCAGCAAUAGGAUGAGAGACAACAGACACAAAUUGAAACACUGGAAGUUCCAUCUGAACAUGAGGAAAAACUUACUGUGAGGGUGACAGAGCACUGGAACAGGUUUCCCAGAGAGGUUAUGGAGUCUCCUUCCUUGGAGAUAUUCAAAAGCCUUUUGUACAGGGUCCUGUGCAACAUGCUGUGGGUGACCCUGCUUGAGACCUAGUUGGACUAGAUGAUUUCUAGAGAUUCCUUCCAACCUCAAUCAUUCAUAGAUUCUGUGGAUGUUCCAGUGACAGAAUCUGUUUUAUUUGAGAAUGUUUUUGAUCAUUUGCUGGCAUUGUGCUCCUGUUCAAGUUUCUUUUAUCCAGCUUCAGUUAAUACUGUCAGAAGGAUAGAAUGGUAGGCACUCUUUUUUGAUUUUGCCACCUUUUCUGUUAUGAAGAAGGAGCUCACUUUCGAAGAGGUUUUGUUAUAUUUGGGGUUUUUUAAGCAGUUACUUCAAUAUGUGGAGAGAAAUCUUCAAUUGGCUUGUCAAAAUGUCAUUGGUUUUAAUUCAGAUUCCCUCCUUAGGGAAGGAAGAAAGUGAUUAGGAUAGGACAGGCUCUUUUUUUUUUUUUUUUUUAGCUAGCUCUUGUGAGGGAAGUAGAGACCACUAGAUUUUCUUCCACUGAUGGCAUACAUGAAAGGCCUCCAGUCCACUUUGCCAACACAAAUACUGUUCCUUUAUCAUUUUUUUGUUGGAGGGGAGUGCUUUUUUCAUUAUAUUUACAACUCAAGAUCUGUUCAAUGUUCACACAAAAAACAUCUUGUCAUACUACCUAACUCGGUUUUUGAAACUUCAGUGAGCAGGUACUUCUUUUUUGUACAACUUCUCCUGAGACAACUUGUUGGGAGUAACUAUUGCUUUGUACAGAGCAUAUAAUCCUACAAUAAUUCUGUUUUGUGUGCCACACAGGCUUGACAGACUCUGUGAGCAGAUUUUUAUCUAGCAGAUUACCUAGUUUGAUGUCCACAGACAAAUGUAGUUUGCAUCUGGAUUUUUCAGAUACUGCAGUUAGAACCUCAGUUCUAAUUAUGUCUUAUGCUAACACUUACCUAAACCUAUCAGAUUCAUUCUUGCUGGCUUUUCAUUUAUGUCUUUUUUAGUUUAAAUAACUACGGAUGUGUUUAACGGUAUACUAGUUUGUUAAUUUUGAAUCCUUACUGGGUUAAAAACUGCAGUUAGCUUGUUUUGUAGCACUACUUGCUUAAUUCAGGUGUUGGUUUCCUGCCCUCACUCUGUAACUCAUUUUGUUGAAGAAAGACAAGCUAGCUUCUAAUUUUUGUAACCAUAAUAAACUAAACCAAUUUAAUAA
Messenger RNA from Rhea pennata, 3537 nucleotides. It is a transcript of the gene SETD9, whose product is annotated as SET domain containing 9. The record is from RefSeq and is a predicted model, not a curated record. Bases 92 to 976 code for a protein of 294 amino acids. Lineage: Eukaryota; Metazoa; Chordata; Aves; Rheiformes; Rheidae. The transcript has 7 exons. Gene Ontology annotation, molecular function: protein binding.